CAGGCUCCGGGCGCCCCGCCGACGAGGCUGCCGCUCUGGCCCGCCGCCCCGCGCCCGGCACCCGCCGCCCCUCCGCGGGCCAUGGACCUGCCCAGGGGGCUCCUGGUGGCCUGGGCACUCAGCCUGUGGACAGGGUUCACGGAUACCUUCAACAUGGACACCAGGAAGCCCCGGGUCAUCCCUGGCUCCAGGAGUGCCUUCUUUGGCUACACAGUGCAGCAGCAUGACAUCGGAGGCAAGAAGUGGCUGGUGGUGGGCGCUCCAUUGGAAACCAACGGCCAUCAGAAGACAGGAGACAUAUACAAGUGCCCGGUGGCCCACGGGAACUGCACCAAGCUCAAUCUGGGAAGGGUCACGCUGUCCAACGUGUCUGAGAGGAAGGACAACAUGCGCCUGGGCCUGAGCCUGGCCACCAACCCCAAGGACAACAGCUUCCUGGCCUGCAGCCCCCUCUGGUCUCACGAGUGUGGAAGUUCCUACUACACCACAGGGAUGUGCUCCAGAGUCAACUCCAACUUCAGGUUCUCCAAGACUGUGGCCCCUGCUCUCCAAAGGUGCCAGACAUACAUGGACAUCGUCAUUGUCCUGGACGGCUCCAACAGCAUCUACCCCUGGGUGGAGGUUCAGCACUUCCUCAUCAACAUCCUCAAGAAGUUUUACAUUGGCCCUGGGCAGAUCCAGGUUGGAGUCGUUCAGUACGGAGAAGACGUGGUCCAUGAAUUCCACCUCAAUGACUACAGGUCUGUAAAAGAUGUUGUGGAAGCUGCCAGCCACAUUGAGCAGAGAGGAGGAACAGAAACCCGGACUGCAUUUGGCAUCGAAUUUGCUCGCUCAGAGGCUUUCCAGAAGGGUGGUAGGAAAGGAGCCAAGAAAGUGAUGAUUGUCAUCACAGAUGGAGAGUCGCACGACAGCCCUGAUCUGGAGAAGGUGAUCCAGCAAAGCGAGAAGGACAACGUGACCAGAUACGCAGUGGCCGUCCUGGGCUACUACAACCGCAGGGGAAUCAAUCCAGAAACUUUUCUCAAUGAAAUCAAGUACAUUGCCAGUGAUCCCGAUGACAAGCACUUCUUCAAUGUCACUGACGAAGCGGCCCUGAAGGACAUUGUCGAUGCCCUGGGGGACAGGAUCUUCAGCUUGGAAGGCACCAACAAGAACGAAACCUCCUUCGGGCUGGAGAUGUCACAGACGGGCUUCUCCUCCCACGUGGUGGAGGACGGGAUUCUGCUGGGAGCUGUCGGUGCCUAUGACUGGAAUGGAGCUGUGCUAAAGGAGACCAGCAGCGGGAAGGUCAUUCCUCUCCGAGAGUCCUACCUGAAAGAAUUCCCCGAGGAGCUCAAGAAUCACGGGGCCUACCUGGGGUACACAGUCACGUCGGUCGUGUCCUCCAGGCAGGGGCGGGUGUAUGUGGCCGGAGCCCCCCGGUUCAACCACACAGGCAAAGUCAUCCUGUUCACCAUGCACAACAACCGGAGUCUCACCAUCCACCAGGCCCUACAAGGGGAGCAGAUAGGCUCUUACUUCGGGAGUGAGAUCACCUCUGUGGAUGUGGAUGGUGACGGGGUGACUGACGUCCUGCUGGUGGGCGCCCCCAUGUACUUCAGCGAGGGCCGUGAGCGCGGCCGGGUCUACGUCUACAGCCUGAGACAGGACCAGUUUGUUUACAAUGAGACGCUGAAGGAUUCCCAGAAUUACCAGAAUGCCCGCUUCGGGGCCUCCAUCGUCUCGGUUCGGGACCUCAAUCAAGACUCCUGUAAUGAUGUGGUGGUGGGAGCCCCGCUAGAGGACAACCACCGGGGGGCCAUCUACAUCUUCCACGGCUUCCAAGGCGGCAUCCUAAAAAAGCCAAAGCAGAGAAUCGCCGCCUCAGAACUGACUCCAGGUCUGCAGUACUUUGGCUGCAGCAUCCACGGGCAGCUGGACCUGAAUGAAGACGGGCUGGUUGAUCUGGCAGUGGGCGCCCUUGGCAACGCUGUGAUUCUGUGGUCCCGCCCUGUGGUUCGGAUCAAUGUCAGCCUCCACUUUGAGCCAUCCAAGAUCAACAUCUUCCACAGAGACUGUAAACGCAGUGGCAGAGAUGCCACCUGCCUAGCCGCCUUCCUCUGCUUCACGCCCAUCUUCCUGGCACCCGACUUCCAAGCAGCCACAAUUGGCAUCAAGUACAACGCCACCAUGGACGAGCGGCGGUACACGCCGAGGGCCCACCUGGACGAGGGCGGGGACCAGUACACCAACAGGGCCGUCCUGCUGUCCUCCGGCCAGGAACACUGUGAGCGGAUCAGCUUCCAUGUCCUGGAUACCGCUGACUACGUGAAGCCGGUGACCUUCUCCGUGGAGUACUCCCUGCAGGACCCGGACAAGGGCCCCAUGCUGGACGACGGCUGGCCCACAGCCCUCAGAGUCUCGGUGCCCUUCUGGAAUGGCUGCAAUGAGGACGAGCACUGUGUCCCUGACCUCCUGCUGGAUGCCUAUAGUGACCUGCCCACGGCCCUGGAGUACUGCCAGAAGGUGCUGAGGAAGUCUGCCCAGGACUGCUCCACAUACACGCUGUCCUUUGACACCACGGUUUUCAUCAUAGAGAGCACGCGCCGGCGGGUGGCGGUGGAGGCCGUGCUGGAGAACAGGGGUGAGAACGCCUACAGCACAGUCCUCAAUAUCUCACAGUCAGCAAAUCUGCAGUUUGCCAGCUUGAUCCAGAAGGAUGACUCCGAUGGCAGCAUCGAGUGUGUGAACGAAGAGAGGAGACUCCACAAGAAAGUCUGCAACGUCAGCUACCCCUUCUUCCGGGCCAAGGCCAAGGUGGCUUUCCGGCUAGAUUUUGAGUUCAGCAAAUCUGUCUUCCUGCACCACCUGGAGAUCCAGCUCACAGCAGGCAGUGACAGCGACGAGGACGAGAGCACCAAGGAAGACAACACAGCCCUCCUGCGCUUCCACCUCAAAUAUGAGGCGGACAUCCUCUUCACCAGGAGCAGCAGCCUCAGCCACUACGAGGUGCAGCCCAACAGCUCACUGGAGAGCUACGAUGGCCUUGGGCCUCCUUUCAGCUGCGUCUUCAAGGUCCAAAACUUGGGUUUGUUCCCCGUCCAUGGGGUGAUGAUGAAAAUCACCGUCCCUAUCGCCACCAGGGCUGGCAACCGCCUGCUGAUGCUGAGGGACUUCCUCACCGACCAGGGGAACACGUCCUGUAAGAUCUGGGGGAACAGCACCGAGUACCGGCACGUUCCAACAGAGGAGGACACGAGCCCUGCCCCACAGCUGAAUCACAGCAACUCCGACAUUGUCUCCAUCAACUGCAACGUGAGGCUGGCUCCCAACCAGGAAAUCAAUUUCCAACUGUUUGGGAACCUAUGGCUGAGGUCCCUAAAAGCACUCAAGUACAAGUCACUGAAAAUCACAAUCAACGCAGCCCUGCAGAGGCAGUUCCACAGUCCUUUCAUCUUCCGAGAAGAGGACCCCAGCCGCCAGAUCACAUUUGAGAUCUCCAAGCAAGAAGACUGGCAGAUCCCCAUCUGGAUCAUUGUGGGCAGCACACUGGGAGGCCUCCUGCUAUUGGCCCUGCUGGUCCUGGCACUAUGGAAGCUCGGCUUCUUUAAAAGCUCCAAACGCAGAAGGGAACCCAGCCAGGACCCCACCCCCAAAGAGCUGGAAUGAGGUUCCCGAGGAGGCUGCAAAUUGAUGGGGGCCAGGAUGCCCGGAGAACCAGUCGGUGUGCAGGCCCAGGCCAGUGGCCCACCGAGUUGGGGAAGAGAGGAUGCCAGCUCGCUUGCACUUGACCUCUUCUCCUGAGAGAAGGGCCCUGCUCCCUCUGGAAAGGAAUUCAAGCCAGUUUUAAGAGGGACUGCCCUAUUGGGAGGCCAAGACACCUCCAACACAGAUCCUGGGGAUUAAAGGGAUGCCUUCUAAGGCAUAACUCAAAGCCUCCCCAGGGCUCUGUGGGGGCGUUUGCUGCCCCCACUACUAAGGUGCUAGGAAUUCCUAAUCAUCCCCAUCCUGAGAAGAAACCCAGAGGAAGACUGCAAAUACACACUCCAGGCCUCUAGUUCCAAAGGACCCAAUGGGACAGCAGAUCUGGCUCUGCACUGUCCUUCCACCCCAUGCUGCAAGGGCUCCCGAGUCACCCAGCUUCCCCAGGGGAGAUAGGCCCCCAGAGCUACCCCUGAGCCCAAGGGCUUAGGGGCGAUAGCUACUGGCGAGGGAUAAAGAAAGACUCUGGGACUUGGAGACUAUGACGGACAGGCAGCUGGGACCCAGGACUUGGGCACCCACCCUGAGAAGGGGAAGCAGGCAGCUUCUCCACCCACCUGCGUUCACACUGACUUGCAACCCACACACUCCCUCACCCUGCUCUCAGCCCCAGCCUCUCUGCUACCAAACUCCCAGGCUGCUUUUAUUCCUAGGUACCUCAUAGGAAGCCUGGAUGAUGCAAUCCCCAGGGCUCCACAUUCCCACUUUUGUCUUCCAGCUCAGCCUGCCAGGCAGCACCAGCAGCAGGAAUUGGAAUGGAGCCUCCCCGCUGCAUCAUCAUCAUCAACACACACACACACACCCCACCCCUCAUCCCUUCUUCUGCCCACCUCUGCAAGGGACAAGGACUAAGGAGGACUAGGCAGGUGCUGCUGGGGGAGGGGAGUCCUCUCUGAAAUGCACUGAAUAAAGCCGGUGCAGGAACCCCAGAGCCUGUGCAACCUUGGUGGCAAAUAUCUGACCCACCGGGCUGUGGGACAAACAGUACCAUCAAUGACAAUGCCCCGAGGACAAGAGGCACACCUGGUGCCCAGCUGAGUAAUUUAUGCCUUAACCUUGUUUUAAGGUAGAAAUAAAGGGGGAUACAUCAAAAGCAUC
This is a messenger RNA of Talpa occidentalis (Iberian mole), 4839 nucleotides long. RefSeq names its product integrin subunit alpha 11 (gene ITGA11). Gene Ontology annotation, molecular function: integrin binding. Gene Ontology annotation, cellular component: integrin complex; external side of plasma membrane. NCBI's taxonomy places the organism in Eukaryota, Metazoa, Chordata, Mammalia, Eulipotyphla, Talpidae. The record is from RefSeq and is a predicted model, not a curated record. The transcript has 30 exons. Gene Ontology annotation, biological process: cell-cell adhesion; cell adhesion mediated by integrin; integrin-mediated signaling pathway. Bases 82 to 3648 code for a protein of 1188 amino acids.